Physcomitrium patens is the source of this 1221-nucleotide messenger RNA. Its product is annotated as accumulation of dyads protein 2. Gene Ontology annotation, cellular component: plasma membrane. Gene Ontology annotation, molecular function: acetate transmembrane transporter activity. NCBI's taxonomy places the organism in Eukaryota, Viridiplantae, Streptophyta, Bryopsida, Funariales, Funariaceae. The record is from RefSeq and is a predicted model, not a curated record.
CAAGAAGCUCAUGGCUUACAUAAUGUCAUGGAAUCGGCACGCUCUUGACAAUGGCUUUUGUUGAGGGGUGUUUUUUCAAGCUCGAUCAGCUGUCGCAACUCCAUGUUGUGUCAGAGGUUUGGGUCUAUGAGUGCAGAUGAUUAGUUUGGUAUCUGGUUCAAAACCAGUGCAGUGACUACGCACGGUGCGAAUACCUUUACCAACGAAAGCAUUUCUAUGUGAAGAAACACAACCUUUGGAGCAAUGGCGGAGAACGGACACUACGACCAUGACGUCAGCCACAUUCCCCCGCCCUUGCAUAUGGAUCGUGUCGCAAACCCCGCACCGUUGGGUCUUUUUGCAAUUGCGUUGACGACCUUCGUAUUGUCGUGCCACAAUGCAGCCCUCUUUGGUACCUCGGUGGCAACACCCCCCAACGUCGCCACAGGUCUCGCUUUCUUUUAUGGUGGCCUGGUACUGCUUCUGGCAGGAAUGUGGGAGUUUAAGGCAGGGAACACUUUCGGUGCAACCGCAUUUUCCUCUUAUGCAGCUUUCUGGCUCUCUUACGCCACAAUACUCAUCCCCGGGUUUGGAUUCCAAGAAGCUUUUGUGGGGGGUUACGAGAAGGAUGCUCUAAAUACUGUUGCGAUUUUUCUUCUAGCAUGGACCCUUUACACUUUCAUAAUGUGGCUGGGCACUCUCAAAGCUAACAUAGCUUUGAGCGCCUUGUUCGCCUUUUUGACUCUCACUUUAGCGCUACUCACCAUCUCCGACUUCAUGCAUGCCCACGCAGGCUUAAAAAAGGCUGGUGGAUUCUUCGGCGUGAUUACUUCCCUUAUCGCGUGGUACAUGGGCCUUGCUGGACUUUUAACCCACGAAAACUCCUACUUCACACUUCCUGUUGGAAAUCUCAGCAAACAUUAGAUCGGCGUAGCUGGAGCUCGAGUGUGUGCAGGAAUUUGACGCCUUUCAGUUUUUGACCGGGAUAAGUUCAGAUGGCCAAAUAAGCUUCUUACUUCAGACAUAUACUUAGUGUCUUGCAGAUGACAAUUUAAAACAGAAAUUCGUCUCAAUACCAUCUAGUAACAGCUAAUUUACGGAGUGUAUACUGUAGCACGAAGCACUGGUUAGGACGUGCCAGGGCUUUAUUGGACAGCGAGUGUGGUGCUUAGCUGCACGAACUUGUAAGUCAACCAUCAUUGAUCUAUGCAACUGAGCGCAUUCUAUCCUCUGUUUGUUCAA